AUGCCUCCACGAUUCCUUUCCCAGCCGGUUUUCAAGGCCUUUACAGGGUCUUCGCAUGUUCAUAGUCCACUUGCCGCAUUGUCAUUAAACCCAUCCAAGACCUCUGUACGAGCCGGGUCUGCGGAGACUCGAGAGCGACGGCGACAUGAUCCGUUCCUAAUGGCCCAAUCCCGUCAACGGAAGGCUGCCAAUCUAUCUCGUCAACAAGCCCUUGCUCGAGAGCGUGAAGAGUCCCUUGGCAAUCCGGUGGAAAGCAAACCUACCCCUUUCAUCGAGGAGCUGAAAGGCACGAAGGCUCCGACCUCAGAAGAUGCGGCCCUCAACCAUUUUAUCUCGCCGGAAGGACUUCAGGAGGCGCUGGAAUACUCGAAAAACUUGACAUCACCGCUAGAAAACCCGGACCGGGAAACGGCAGACCCUCAACUUGAAAAGGAGGCUGCAGAAAGACAUCUCGAGGAACAUCGAAACGCUCAAGAAGCGAUCAGCCGUAUCAUCAAUAUCAACAACGGAAACACCAAAGACCGCACUCGUCUGCUCAUACAGAAAUGCAUUGAUACAUUCGGAAGACAUAAUACCGACAAGAUCCUCCCACCCAAGCCCACAGCUGUCGCUCAGGACUCCUCCACUGUCCUUCCCGAGAAGACGCCCAGAGUAGGCCCAGAUACUGGCUCUCCCGAAGUCCAGGUCGCUAUUCUGACCGCAAAGAUCAUUAACUUGUCCAGACAUCUCCAAUCGACCAACAAGGACAAGCACAACAAGCGCAACCUGAGACUACUGGUUCACAAGAGACAGAAACUGCUUCGGUACCUGCGUAGGAAGGAACGGGGUGGACCAAGGUGGCAGCAUCUUAUUGAAACGCUCGGCCUGUCGGACGCUGCUUGGAAGGGUGAGAUCAGCAUGUAA
Molecule: messenger RNA, 903 nt
Organism: Aspergillus fischeri NRRL 181
Lineage: Eukaryota; Fungi; Ascomycota; Eurotiomycetes; Eurotiales; Aspergillaceae
Product: mitochondrial 37S ribosomal protein uS15m
Exons: 2
Coding region: 1-903 (300 amino acids)
Biological process (GO): translation
Cellular component (GO): ribosome
Molecular function (GO): structural constituent of ribosome
Source: RefSeq, a predicted model, not a curated record